AGACGUACGCGUUUCCGAACCACCACGCAACACCGCACCGCAACCCCAUGGUACAUACACGAUGCACAUCAUAGUACGGCACACACUCCGCCAAGCUCGUGACAAUGUCGUCACAAUUUAUAUAGAACAUAGUAAUUAUUAUUAUCAUUAUGCUCGUGAUAACUGAUAACCUGUUAGCGGUGAAAGCGAAAUACGGCCGCCGAGACUCGAAAAUAUAUAGUAAUAAUAAAACACGCCGAUAUGAGGCCGCGUAUCGAGGAAUGCACGAUUUCGCGUCCAAGUAGUGGUGACUGGUGGUGUGGAGGUAGAACACUCGAGCACGUUUCGACGUCGACGGUCCGUCGUCAUCGAUCUUCGUCAACGCCGCGCCGAGGUGAACGAUCGUUGUCGCUGAUCAGGUCUAAACGCAAUACGUUUUCGUCUUGCGACCAACACGUGUAGCCGAGGCCGCCGUUUCGCCAUUCUAAUGCUCAUAUCGUGCUAACCACGAUGGCCGUCGACUACCUGUUCGAUCCACAAACGCUGGCCGCCGCCACCGCCGCCGACGACACGACUCGAACUGACCAACUGUCAGUGGACGACGGUAGCUGCAAAUACCGAUUAAGACCCCUGUGCUUGACAGACUAUGACUAUGGGUACUUGGAUUUGUUGUCUCAACUGACCGUGACGGGAAGCGUCACUCAACAGAUGUAUUUGAACACUUUUGAAGUGAUGAAAAAGAACAGUGGUACAUAUUACAUAAUUGUCGUCGAGGAUACUGAGGAGAACUGCAUAGUGGCGACCGGUUCUCUGACCAUUGAAAAAAAAUUCAUACACCUCUGUGGACAACGUGGUAGAAUUGAAGAUAUUGUUGUUGACUCUAACUGCAGAGGAAAACGGUUUGGGAAAAUCGUUGUUCAACGUCUGAUUGCUCUGUCACGAAUCCUAAAUUGUUACAAGAUUUCAUUGGAGUGUAAAGAUAGUAAUGUUAAUUGGUAUAGCUCAAUGGGUUUUGUGAAAGAACCCGGAAACUCAAAUUACAUGCAGAUUAAGUUUGAGAAACCAUCACAUUGAACUUUGUUAUUUAUUAAACAGUAAUGUUUGGUUUUAAUAUACGAUGUUAUUUUUGAAAAAUACAAUUUGUAUAAUGUUUUAAAA
This is a messenger RNA of Myzus persicae (green peach aphid), 1137 nucleotides long. It is a transcript of the gene Gnpnat, whose product is annotated as probable glucosamine 6-phosphate N-acetyltransferase. Gene Ontology annotation, biological process: UDP-N-acetylglucosamine biosynthetic process. Gene Ontology annotation, cellular component: endoplasmic reticulum; endoplasmic reticulum-Golgi intermediate compartment; Golgi apparatus. Lineage: Eukaryota; Metazoa; Arthropoda; Insecta; Hemiptera; Aphididae. Gene Ontology annotation, molecular function: monosaccharide binding; glucosamine 6-phosphate N-acetyltransferase activity. The record is from RefSeq and is a predicted model, not a curated record. The coding region runs from base 490 to 1053 and encodes 187 amino acids. The transcript has 5 exons.